This is a messenger RNA of Cinara cedri, 5212 nucleotides long. NCBI's taxonomy places the organism in Eukaryota, Metazoa, Arthropoda, Insecta, Hemiptera, Aphididae. The record is from the annotation of a GenBank genome assembly.
AAAGUGGAUAACCUGAUAACCCUUUAACAGUUGGUCAUAUGAUAAGUUUUCUAGAGCAAUAACAAAUACCAAAACUUUGAUUAACCUAGCUUGUUUGUGAAGUGAAUAUCGAUUUUAGUUCUAUUGUAGUACAACAACUUAUAAGUUAUUAUUUGACCUCGUGAUUUGUUAAGAAUAUUGUGGAACUACGAAUGAUUUCUUUUUACAUUGAAACUAAAACGUUGUUUCAUUAUACAUAGGACUGAUAUUUGUAAAGAUAACUAUCUUUAAUCUCUUAAGUCUUCGUUUUUCAGUGAACUAACUGAAACUAACUGAAAAAUGGUAAGUAGCUGAUAUUUGAUAGUUUUAAUAGGUACGCGAAUAUUAUUUAUGAUACAUUGUUUCUGAAAUAAAUACAUUUUAUUUUUUUAGGAUUCCUUUUUGAUGAUUCAACGUAAGAAGCUAACCAUAUUUACUGAUGCCAAAGACAAUAUUUCGGUUCACGAACUCAAGAAAAUAAUAGCUUGUAUGUUGCUCACAUAUUUUUUAUACUUUUAUUCAUUCAUUAGGUCAUAGGCUUAAAAAGCCCAAAUAUUAGGGAUAACUCCAUAUAUUAUGUAUGCUUCUAAUGGCUAUAACAGUCAGACAACCAAGUUAGAUUGUUGACAACAUAUAUGUUAUCAAUAUCUGGUUUAUGGCAUGGAUAACAAUACUUGGCUGUUUUUACAAUGGGAUUAAUAUUGAUUAUGCUGCUUAUUAUUUGUUUGAUUUGAGGGGCUUGACUAAGUUUAGGGAGCUAGUUAUUUGUGCCUAUGCUUAAGGCUAUUUUAUAGUAGUCAUUUAUAAUUUAUGUAUGCUAUUCGUACAUAAUCAAUACUGUUGAUAUAAUUAAAGUGUAUCAAUGCAAUAUUUAUUUAUAUAUAUGUGUAAUCAACAUUUUCCUUAUAUGCUCAAUAUUUAGUAGAUAUUAUCAUUGUACAAAGUAGAUAAAUAAAUAAAAUUGGUGACUUAUACUUCACACAAAUUAGUAUCUCUAGCAAUGAUAGUUAUCACUAUAUAAAGUUGUUUUUAUUUUGAUUUUUUUUUUUGAUUUUUGUAUAGUAAUUAGUGAUGGGAUUUUUAACUCAAGUUCCUAGUUCAUUUCAUUAUGGCCCAGUUUUUCAAUCACAUUUAUUCGUUGAUAACACAAGUUAUUUGACAGAUAAGAAAAAAUUGAUAAUUUUCGGUUUACCAUGUCGGAAUAAACUAGUAAAGCUAUUUGAUGAAUAAAGUGCAGAAUAACUUAUUAUAUAGUUAUUACUAUAUAUUUUCUACCAAAUAAUAAUUUAUACGGCGAAUAAGUAUAUUUCAUAUUUUAAGCGUAAUUUGUGGCAUCUUUGGGCUAAAAUUUAAGUUAGGUUUCCAAUUACUCUGUUAUUUAAAACAAUGUAUAUUUUGUUUAUUUUAUACAUACUUGGUACUUACACAGCCUAUAGUACUUGAAUUGAAGUCUUAUGAAAUUUUUUACCAGCAAUUAUUUUUAUUUUUAGAUUGUUUUCCAAAAUAUUUCUAUUUGAGAAUAAGUACUUCAAUAAACAAAAUAAUUGUUGCUCUAAUCCUAUUCGAUGCCAUUGUUCAUUACAAUGUAUGAUAUAUUAAUACAAUAUGUUUAUAUUUGAAUUUUGGGCUGUAAAAUAUAAAUACAAUACAUUUUGUCGUAUACUUUUAUAAUUUAAUUAAGUAGGUGUAUCAUAAUAAUAUAUACUAAAUAGGUAUCUUAAUACCUAUUGUGUAAUGUAUUAAAUAUCUUCUAUUUCUCAUGCUUCCGAUAAUAUUGUUUUGUUAAACAUGAAAAAAGAAACUUAUUCCAAACAAAUACUAACGCAAAAUAUAUUAAAUUACUAAAUGAUUUGCAACAAUUGCAACGUGCUUGUACUACAUAAAACUAUUAUACAUUUAUAUCAUUCAAUAUCAGNAUCACAAGUUGCUGACCUACCUAUUUAAUUUAUCAUAACAUCACUUGUCAUUACACAAUAAUAGAAUUUCAUAUUAUGUAUAUUGUGGCAUAGCAGGCUAUAUAGGUGAAUUUUCGGACUGAUAACACACAUCCGUGAUUCGUGAAUUGUAUUGAACCAGCCGAUUCGUGAAUCAUUGUUUUAAAUCAGUGGUAGCACUGAGUCACUGAAUUAUACUACACUGAAUCAAUUCAUUCAGUUCACCUAAAAGAGCCAACUCACCACGAACUACCCACCUCUAAUAGUAAUAUAAUAGUUUAGAAAAACUGCUUAGUACCUUACAUUACCUUAAUCUUUGGCUCACCAAGUGAUUUUUUUUUUUAAAUUGGGUUACUGGAUAUAUUUGAUUUUAUAUUUCGGAGUAUUUAAACUGAUUGCUAACAAUAAAUUAAGCAAAAUCAUUUUUUAAAAAACUAUUGCAUACAAAUUUUAUAGCAGUUUUUAUAGUAUUUCUAAUAUCAGAUUAUAAAAUUAUCAUUUUUUCACUUUACAAGUUAUUAAAAAAUAUUUUCUUAUAUCCGUAUUUCAUUAUUUCAUCAAGUAUUAAUUAUUGUUUGAUGUUUUUGAAAAUUGUGUCUAAAAUAAAUGAAUAAUAUUAACAUACUAAUUUAGGUAUUAUUAAAGUACCCCCGGGAAAUCAACAACUGUACUAUAAAGAUGCGAUUAUGGACGAAACAAAAACUUUAUCUGAUUGUGGUCUUAGCUCCGGUAUUGCUAAGGCACAAAGUCCAGCUACUAUUGGAUUAGCAUUGAAGUAAAAUAUUUAAAAAUAAACCUGUGAAUUUACUGAUUAUUAAAAUUGUUUUGAAUUUAUAGGAUGGAAAGUGGAGAGUUUGAGCCGUUGGAGAUAACUGCAUACUCAUCACCUCCUGAAUUGCCGUAUGUUAUGAAAAACGUAGAAACUAAUGGCCAAGACCCACCUAUGUAAAUUAUAUAUUUGGUUUAUUUUGAACACAUAAUUAAUUAUUAAAGAUAAACUACAUAGGUAAAAUUAGCAUCUCAGUUAAAGAUUUAAGAAUUAUUUUAAAACUAAUUGGUAAUUGUAUUUUUUCUUUUAAAUAUAAUACUUUGUUUUAUAUUUUAUUUAUAUUCAAUAAACAUACAUUAAAUUUAAUAAUGGUUACAUGGGCUUUAAACAAAUUAAAUAACAUACCAAGUCAUUUAACUUUUUAAUUAAAACAUAUACAAUUAUAGCUAUGUAAAAGUAAUUCCCGUACAUUUUUAAGUUCAUUUUCUUAAUAUUAAUUAAAUUUAAACUUAAUUAUGUUUGAAUAUUAUUUGCUUAAGUAAUAAGUUUAAUUGUUCUUAGAUUAAAAUUAAUAUAAUAAUUAAGGUAUUUUAACGGUCAUUCUUAAAAUGUCUGAUUAGCGAUAACUAGUGGUUAAAUUUGCCACAAACCAAUACUUAACAAGUCAUUUUAAUAACUAUAUGUGUAUACUUUUUUAUUUACCAUAUUAUAUAUUCAGUUAAGUGGAACACUGAAAAUAAAAAUAGUUUAUUACUACUGCCUACAAUAGAGUGGUCCUUAUUUUUGAAUGUUAUAAUUUUUUGAUGCUGGACACCCCUAUAUUUUUCAUUACCAUGUAAAAGUAAUCUAUGAACUUCGGUCAUAAUAACUCACCUCUUAGCCUUCAAAAAAUCAAUUUUGCUUAUUACUUUAAAUAUAUUUUAUAAUUUUUCCUUAGAAAAACCAAUUAUACAGUAAACUGUAUAAUAAUAAAUUAUAUAGACAUUAAAAAGAACUACCAAAAGUCUUUUAUCAUUUUAUGAUCAGUGAUAUAGUAAAUAACUAUAUUAUUUGUGAAAAACCACAAAACUACCUUAUUUCCUUGUUUUUCAUGGAAAAAAGGUGAUUUAUCAUGACCAAAUUUUACACAGAUUACUUUUACAAGGUAAUGAAAAAAUAGGGGAGUCUAGCAUAAAAAAUAAAGACCACCCAGCCUACAAUUAUUAUCUAAAAACUGAAUUGUUUCAAUGUAUUGGAAAUUGGUAUUUAUUUACACUUCAAUUGUUUCGUUUUUCUAUUUGAUGUAUAUAAACACAAUUAUUAAUUAAAUAUGAAUACAUAAUAUUCUUUUUCAAGUAUUAAAUAAUAUUAACUAGAACCUAAUUUUAAUUCAAAUAAUAAUAAUCAACAGUUUCAAAAAUAAUUGUUCUAAGUGUAAAUUUAUAUCAUAAAAUGAGAUAAUAUUACCAAUUUUAAUUUAAUUAUUAUAGUUGUAUUAAUUCUUAGUUACUGAUAAUUAUUCACUUCUUAUUGAUUUCUCAUAAUUUUUUAUAAUUAAUCAAAAUGAAAAAUGUUUCAAGCAAGAUGUUUGUGUUGUAACCACACUCCAAGUAUAAAAUAUAAUAUCUGCACAUUUUUGAAUAUUUUUGAUUUUUUUUUUUUUUAAACAUUUAUGCAACAACAAUUUUUUUUUAUUUUUCUAAGGUACUGUCUAUCUAAUGAUUAAUAUCUCAAAAAUGUAUGUUUGACUUCCUUUAGUAAGUACUCAGGACUUAAUAGACAUAAAACAAAUAUUUUUUACUAAAAUUAAAGAUUAAAACAUUUACUAUUUCUUCAAAGCGGAAGAUUUUUUAUUUAUUUAAUAUACAAUUUUCUAUCAAGAUUAAAAAUAAGUUUUCUUUUUGAAAUUUGAAGUAUGAAUAGAUAACCUGGGAAAUACACAAAAAAAUCACCAUUUGAAAGCAUAAUACAUGUCUUUGAUUUGAAAAGUGUUUUUGUUUUAGGUCUAUAAAAUAAAAAAAAGAGAUAUUAGAUCCAGAGUACUAUUGGACAUAUGAAAACAUUUUCACUACAUUGCCCAUUAGAUAGAUAUAUGGUAUAUGUUACUAUGAAAACUUAAGAGAACAUAUUGAAUAGUUUGGUAUCAAUUCGUAAUUUGUGUUCUCAUUGGAAAAUUAAAUGGAUUUACAUAGCUAUGAUAUCUAUUUUAAAUGUUUAAGCUUUGAUAUUAUUUACACAUUUAUGGAGAGAAAGAAUCAAUAAAGAAAUCUUUUUUUUUAAUUAAUAAUGUGUAAAUUAGUUUUCUAUUAGAAAAAUGUUUAAUGUUAAACUAAACUAUAAAAAUAUAGGCUAAACAGGGAUAGUAUACUUUUAUUCAUACAUAUUUUUGGUUUCAUCAUCAAUUUUCUGCUACACAAUAAUAUAGGUACUUUCCCAUCAUUGUAAUACUAUUUUUAUUUAAUGAUUGAAGUAACAAAUAAUGUACAACUUAAUAUUAAAAUUAUAUUAUUUU